Messenger RNA from Girardinichthys multiradiatus, 1354 nucleotides. It is a transcript of the gene crcp, whose product is annotated as calcitonin gene-related peptide-receptor component protein. The transcript is spliced from 6 exons. Gene Ontology annotation, biological process: transcription initiation at RNA polymerase III promoter. NCBI's taxonomy places the organism in Eukaryota, Metazoa, Chordata, Actinopteri, Cyprinodontiformes, Goodeidae. Gene Ontology annotation, cellular component: RNA polymerase III complex. The record is from RefSeq and is a predicted model, not a curated record. The coding region runs from base 159 to 572 and encodes 137 amino acids. Gene Ontology annotation, molecular function: nucleotide binding.
AUAGUUGCAGCUGUGUGUUAUGGAUUUUACAACCAACCGUUGUAGUGAAAAAUUUUUCAGUUUCGCGGUUUAUUCGUUGAGCUUUUCGGAGGAACAUUUCUAAAUCCAUCUAACAAUUAACACUUCUAAUAAGAAUUAGGAAAAAUGCAAACGCUGCCAUGCUAAGCAACUAUGAAGUGUUAAAACUCCUCACAGAUCUCAAGGAGCAGAGGAGAGAUGCCGGGAAGAGCAAACAUAGCACGGGGCAGCAGAACCUCAACACCAUCAUGUACGAGACCCUGAAGUACCUGUCAAAGACACCAUGCAGCAGACAAAGUCCUGAGAUCGUCAAGGAGUUCCUCAUCACCAUGAUGCAUCACAAGCUCACAAAGGCAGAAAAACUACAGCUGCUAAACCACCGACCGCAGGCUGCAGUGGAAAUUCAGCUUAUGGUGGAGGAAAGUGAAGAGCGGCUGUCGGAGGAGCAGAUCGAGGAGCUCAUCCAGAAGGUGGCAGACAUCCUUCCAGGCGACCCAGAGCAGGAAAACGUAGCUGCCGCCGACACAAUGGAUGAAGGCGGUGAACAGUCGUGACACGGUGACGGCCCUGCACCUGACCUGUAUAUUGUGAGAACUGGUGAUGAGGCGAAACAUGUUGCAGAGUUGUUUUCACAUGCACCUUCACCAUGCAUCAAAAACAACACAAAGACAGGAUGCAAAGAGGCUGCAGGACCGCAGCUAAAGGCUGAGUUCUUAUUCAUGUUCAUGUAUUCAGCUGUGAUGCCAAUAUACAAUUUGGACCAAAACAUGCUCACUGGCCUUUCUGUCCUUUUUGGACAGAAAAGUGCUCUCAAGAAAGGGUUGGAGUUUACCUUAGUGAUGUUAAAUGACAUAUAUGUAGAUAUAUGUAGAUUGCAUCCUUAAGCAUACAUUAAAUAAUCUUGCUACAUCUGUAGUUUAUGUUCCAGUCCAUAAACACAAUAUUCAUUUCACUUUGUUAAAAUACUUUCUCUUUAGAGAGAUUUAUAAAUGUAUUAUAUUGCAUGCUUUCCUUUACCUCUCUAGCAUCAGUCUUGGGAUAGUUUAUGUUUUAGUGCUGUUCUCUUGCAGCAGAGGAAGGAUGUGCUGGUUACAAAGUGUGAACGUUUCUGUUUUUUGCUUUCCUGUUAGCAUGUCACAUCAGUUUCCUGUUCUUUCUAACCUCCUUAAAGAGCCGGGAUUCAAAUGCACAGUGGUGAGUGGACCCAUGCCCAAGAGGGCAUUGAGUCUGCAACCUAAAAUAGAUAAUGUCCUUUUGUAGAGAAACUUUAAGCUUUAAAUGUCAGACAGAAGAUAUUUUUUUGCCAUUGUACCCUAAUAAAAAAUCUGCAAACAUC